Messenger RNA from Porites evermanni, 5481 nucleotides. Lineage: Eukaryota; Metazoa; Cnidaria; Anthozoa; Scleractinia; Poritidae. The record is from the annotation of a GenBank genome assembly.
AUGAAGUCCGAUGCGUUGCGAUAUUCGAUGUUUGCAAUAUGGCUUCUCGAUUUCACAGGUAAGUACACUGUUAACAAAGUUGGAAAACAUUAAAAUGUUUAAGUGCCUUUGUAUUGCAACAAUGGGAAAGUGCUCAGAUAUCUUACACAGUGUGGAGGGAACUGGUAUUUCCAAUAUCAUUUUUAUUCGAGGUAAAAUCUUAUAGUAAUGCGGAAUUUUUAUUCCCUUCGGAUCUAUUCCUAACCGGGGUUAAUGAUGAUGGUAAAGUGUGCCAGGCAGCUUCCAGAUUGUUCUACAAGUUGUCGGCUGGCAAAUGAAUACGCGAGUCAUUUCCCUUGCUAUAUAACCCAACAUUUCGGUCGGUUUUCAAACACGUAGCAACUAUGACAACAAAAACGUAGAUGUAGGCCACCUCAGGUUUUAUCGUCACACUGUGAAUGCAAAUUGCGCCGGCACUGAUGCAAAUCGGCGACAAUAAGUACUUGACUGAAAAUUGCUAUGUCAUUAACUCAUUAGCAACAGCAUGCACGCGCGCAAUUCCUUUGAAAUGUUAACAACAAUAUGUAAUUUAAGUGUAGGAUUUUCCUGGUUAUGGCUUCUCUUUAAGCCCGCUCUUGUUGUUGUUAUUAUAAGUUUAAGCAAAACGAAAGCCUUGGAUACGGAAACGCGCACGUUUUGAUGUAUUUCUGAAAGUCGAAACUGCAUAUUGGAUCUUGAAGAGUCGAUUUACCAAUUCUAGAAUUGCUAAUACAGAAAGAGACCGCGAGUUUCGGAAGUAUAACACCUAUAACUAGGAAGUACAACACUUUCAUGUGACACAGAUAUGGCCGGAACAGAGACGUCAAUUGAACGUGGGAGUUUUAAAAACUUUCGCUUUUUAUAUUUACCAAAAAAAUCCCUGCCUUAAAUUCUCAGAGGGGGACUUUUGUCCAUUUUUACUAAGCCGUUUCUCGAAAGCAAUAAGGGCGACCUUUUUUAAGUCUAAGAAGAAAAUAAUUUUAAAAAAUACUCAUUGCAAUAUCGUUAUUAUAACUGUUUGUCUAUGUUCUGCAGCCGUCUGCCAAAAAAAUUCACAUACAUCUCCCCCACUAAGAGGCUCAGAACUUCUAACUGGGAAUUCCAGCUGCUUAAUAAUACAAACAAUGACAUCUAGAUCGUUUUUACACCCACUGAAUGAUGAAGAGGCAGACAAAAAUAAUAAUACCCUUAAGAUAUUUCUAAUUAUGAGUAUUUUAAAAGUAAGGAAAAAGCAAAUACUCAUCAAAUAUAAGCCGUUCCUUUGGUUUUUUCGUUUUCAGUUGAUGCCUUUAAAAGGGUUCAAGAAAAAACCUUUUAAGAGACAAAAACGGAUUAUAGGGCCCUCGGUAACUGUAUAAAUGUUGAUCACAAAUGCUUUGGUAUUGGGCAAAUACCUCGGAUAAAACGAACAUUCAGAAAUUGCAACUUGUAAAGAAUUUUGCGGCUAGAAUCAUCUCAGGUAUCAGGAAGUACGAUCACAUUUCAGAAGGCUUAAGACAACUGCAAUGACACUUUACUAUUAUUAUUCUCUAGGGACUCUAUGAUGACAUUCAAGUGCAUUAAUGGGCUUGCACCUGAUUACCUUGCCUGUAAUUUACUUAAGCGAUCAGAUAUCCACACUCGAAACACCAGGUCUUGCAAUAACCUAAACAUCCCCAAAUAUACAACAACCAGUGGCCAGCGCCCUUUCACGUAUAGAGUAGAUAAGAUAUGGAAUACACUAGACUCUGAUCUUAAAGGGGAAGGCAAUCUCAGUAAAAUUCAAGAAAGACGUCAAACUAGCUUGCCUAGCGGCCUGAGGCAUAUAGCACUCGCUACUCUGUCAUUAUCUUGCUUUUAUUGUCAUAUUUAUCAUUUAGUUAGUCAAUCGCAUCAUAGUUCGUUAGUAUUAGCAUUAAUUUUUCAUCCAAUCAUAUUUUUAAUUAGUAAAAUCCAACUAGUGGUCUAUUAUCAAUGCUGCGUUCUGAUUGGUUGAGCUAGUACUAGGCUAUAUGUUAUAGCCCACUAGAAGCGAAAUGCGCGGGCUUUUUGGCGGCAAAAAAGGAUUAAAGUCUAGCUUUAACUAGCUAAAAUUUUUUUAUUCCCGUUAUUUUUGACCAACUAGUUGGAUUUUACUAAAACAUUUAUUCCUCUCGCCCUCAUGGCCUCUGAGUCAAUAGCCCAUGAGGCCGAGCCCAUUCGGGCUCGACGAAUAAUUGUUAAAUAGCCGUUGAAAAGCCCUCUUGGGAACCUCUAUUACAGAUAUGUGUGUAUUUAUGUAUGUACUGGUAAACAUGGAAAUCUACGUUGUUGCCAAUAGGCCACUUGCACUAUGAUGCAUUUUACUAUAACUACGACUAGAAUCCUUCAGGCUUUUCUUUCUUGUGCAAAUUAGUGCUUUUGUUAUUUGAAUCUCGCCGGGAUUAACAAAUUUAAAUACAAAAGGAAAAACAAAAAGGAUUCUGGUCGCGGUAGUAAAACGACACCAUCGUGCAAUCGAUUCGAUUUGAUCGAUUCGCGUCCACACUAACGUUUUGAUGCGUUUUCGACUAUCAACACCAAAACGUUCAAAAACGAUAAAAUUGCACGUUGUAACUUAAUUUUAACUCCAUGCCCAUGCUACCAACACACGCGCCUGCGAUAUUUUCGGUCAUUGUUUUCAUUUUGAUGCGUUGCCGAGCGUCCACACCAACACGAUAUGUACGCGUUUUCGUUUUGACCCACUCGAGCGUUUUCAAAUCGAACCGUUUUCGAUGAAAACGCUCAUCGUAUUAGUGUGGACGGAAGGCCUAAAAGCAUCGAAUGUAUGCGUUUUCAAACGAAAAAGCGUUGGCCUGGUUUUCACUAGCGCAUAAGCAUAAGCACAAGGACAAGGACAUACGCACGCGCAGAAUGGCAUACUUGCCUCAAUUCUCGAUACCAGGUCUCCUCAACCCAAUGAUAAACAAGAUGGCGGACUAGGUCCGCCAUAUUGCUUUUGAUAUGUUCGCAUGAGGUCUGGGUCAAAGUGACCUAUGAUUGGUCCACGGCCUUGUGCUUAUGCCUGUGCUUAUGUCGACCCAGUUUUCACUAGUNGACACCAUAGUGCAAAUGGGGCGUCUGGAAAAGCCGGAAACCGGAAUCCGGAAUAGGAACGGGAAUGGGAACAGGAAGCGGAAACGGCAACGGAACAGGGACAGUAAUGUGAAGGGGAACCGAUACAAGAACAGGGACAUCAUUUACCUUAUAUUAUUUUAAUUCUGAUUCAAUAUUGAUACAAAGAAAAAGAAAACUAGUCUGGUAUCAUGCUCCCCCCCUGACUCUCUUUAUAUUACAGCAACGAGAAGGUAAAAAAAGCAGCAAGUAAAAUAAGUAAAGCAACAGCUUUGCGAGUGCAUUGUGCUUUCUGUCAAUUUCUUCACCAUCCAUGCACAACUACGAUGUAAAUGAUCAAAUCUUAAGUUUUCUUGAGAACGUGAACGGCAGGCGAUAAAUUUUAUUGUGUCUUUCUGAGCUCGGACGCGGUCUCCAGCUUCAUUUCCCAACGUUUAAAAGACUGGACAAUUUGGAAUUAAUGAGAAAUAGUUUGAAUUAAGACCCGAAUUCAAUUUCUCAGUGAUGGAAGUAGAUGUUUUCUAUCCUUCGGAGCUCUUACUCAACAAAUUCGCACAGUGGAAGGUAAGAGGAAGAAUUCAGACAGAAGCGUUCCAUCAAGCGAAACAUUAAACUUCCGGUUGCUAUUCAUGAAGCCCGCGACGGUCAGCGUUCUCGUUGUUUAAGUUCGCUAUUAUGUUUGACACGAAAACACAAUGUGUCACUGGCUGAAGAUAAAGAAAGGUUAAUUAGAUUAACAUUUCAAGGGUGUUUUCUUGUUUCUUUUAUUAUUUCUCUGGCUUUUUAUUUAAAUCACGAUUAUACCUUUUUCUUUUCAUAUUUCUAUACACUGUUUAUAUUCCCCUUCCUAUUUCGGUUCCUAUUAUAUUUUUCCCUUAUUUUUCGUAUGUAAUCUAAAUAGGAAUUAAAUGCAGAUUAACUUAAAUUAAGGUAAAUGUUGUCCCUGUUUUUAUAUAGGUUUCUCUUCCCAUUCUGAUUUUUGUUCCGGUUCCGCUUCCUGUCCCUGUUCCUAUUCCCGUUCCUAUUCCGGAUUCCGGUUUCCCGCUUUUCCAGACGCCCGUGCAAAUGGCCUAUUACACUGAAAAAUCUCAAACUGGCCAUGCAAGAUGUUUUAAAGGGACGCACUCAGCUGAUGCACAUGCACAUUAGACACCAUUUUUAAGGUUACUGUAUUUGCACAUCACAAGAUACACGAUUCAUACUCUUUUUAACCAAAUGUGAUAACAUAAUAUUAAAGGAUAAGUAAACGAAUACUCAGGAAAAGGUUUCCAGUAAAAUAUCGAAGAUCAAAUGAAACACUAGGCAAGAUUGAAGGGGAUUUCUACAUGUAUUCGACGUGAAUUUGAUUUCGAGUUGAGGUAAACGCUUUUCAAACUUGUAAAACUAUUGUCCAGGUCAGCGCAGUCCCACAGCUGUCUGGGACCCUUAACGGCAACGCGCCUGCUCAUUGGAAGCAUGGUGCCUCUAGAACUGACAGGCUCAACACCGCUGACAAGGGCUGCGCUCGAUAGCCAAUGGAGGCUUAGUUUUGUUCUUGAGAAACAACGAAAACCUACGUUUUAGCCUGGGCACCCCGGAUUAACUUCACGUUUUCCUUAGUCAACUGUUGAACUUGGCCGUCAAUCAAAUUAAGGCUCUUACAAUAGGCUAUUUUCACGAUCCUGUCAUCUGACAACAACUACACGACAAGUGCACGAUAGCAUCAUCAUGCUACUGCUACUACUACUAUCAGAAUCCAUUCGUUGUCCAUUCAUAUUUAAUGUUGGUAAUCUCAUCGACGUUUCAACAACAAAAGCCCACAUUUGCACAAGAAAGCAAUACAGAAGUAAUAGUGAAUGAAGUUAUCGUGCAAAUGAGCUCCCUAGGUUUUAGCUUUUAGGCCCCCUACGGUUCGCCUUAGAGCACAAAAUGCAAUGAAAAUAAUGGCCUCCUCGGGCCCCGCUUUUUUUCUUUCUCACCGACUCUUCACGAACGGGGAGUUGACAAGUUCAUAUAUACAUCCCUUUUCCUCUCUCAGCACCAAGCAUCGGAGACGGAUUAAAAUGCUACACCUGCUUCUCAAAAAAAUCCUGGGAUGAAUGCGAGAAGGAAGAAGAAAAAAGCGUGUGCCCACCAGGUGACAAUGACGUCUGCAUCAAACUUCAUCUAGUGGAGCACGGUGAAGAGCCGGGGGAUUAUAAUGAAAAAUUUGCAAAGAUGUGUGGACGAGCACAACUGUGUACCAAUAAGGAAUGCAAAGAAAAUGGAAAGUCCUGCAAAGUUGACUGUUGUCAUAACGAUUUUUGCAACUCAAUGGCGAAACUAUCGACUCGGUUGCCAAUCAUGCUACUUCUUCAGUUGUUGAUUUUGAUUGUGACGCAUUUCAUACAGUUGCCAUGGUACUGCGGCUAA